CGACUACAUGGAGCAAGAAGAAGCCAGCUGCAGACAGAAGUAGACCGAAAGUGAAAAAGUUUGAGUAAACGCGCGUGACAGGCGGCAGGGGCGAGCGAGUGCGUGUGGCUUUACGCAUCAGUAAGCGAAAGGAGCUGUUGAAGUAACAUAAGGGGGAGCCUGUUUAGCAGUGGCUGGAAUCUUUACUACCACGCUUUCUGCUCAUUUCCUUUACGUGCCCAUCCCCGGCACCGAAGUAUCCAUUCAUGUUUAAAACGAGAGCUAGAGCACCAGAAGGGAGGUAAUCCCUGCUUCUGUCAACUAACAACAGGUACAUCUUGUCUGUUUCCAGCCAUGCACCAUGGCACCGAGGGGCAGCAGCUAAGAUCUGGAAGGGGGAUAUAUGUGUCUAAGAUUCUGCGUUUUUAUGUAAAGGAAUCGGAGACCGGAGGCUAGAAACAUGUCUUACUCCUCUAUCUUCAUAAUUAUCUGCAUUGAGUUAUUCACCCGCGGCUGGACUCUAGAAAAAGUUGCAAACCUUUCCAUCCAGUGCUCCGAGGGUUUCGUAUGUGACACAGACUAUAACGAUGCAGUAGCAAACACUGGGAUUAAGGUACCACCAGACAAGAUGGCGAUCGUGCCAACUUCCAUGUCUGUCGAUACUGUUCUUUUUUGUCCUCCAAAGCAGAAGUGCUCUCUUUGUGUACGUGUGCAUCUGAACUUAUCUAUCAUAGGUCCCACAGAGUUUAACAACCAGAAUCCAACCAAGAGGAGCUUAGAUGAAAGAGACUACAGUGGUGAUGAUGAUGAUGAUGAUGAUGACGGUGAAGGAUAUGAGGAAAAUCAGGAUGAUGACGGGAGUGACCUUGAGAUAAAGGUUGAAGAAUCAGGAAGUGGAUACAUUUUACCAGGACAUGUCCAGCAGAAACUCUAUGUUUGUGUCACUGACCCAGAAACCAGAUGUAUGAAAGCAACAGUCGACUUUACUCCUCCUGAAGAUGGAAUUGCAAAUGAUACCAGAGUGGAGGGGAUGCUUGAAUAUUCUUGCUUUAAAACUGUUACGAGUAAGGAGCUUCACAUCAAAGCAUUUGCAGAUCCUCUGAAUAAGGAUCCUUUGGAGACAACUUAUAAAGUGCAAGACUGUUCUGAACCAACUCUGAAGGAUUACAUGGAGGAAUGCGAAGUUACAGAUAUCAAGGUGACAAUCAAUGAAAGUGACAGGACAGCUCUGAUUCACAGUGUCAACUCAAAGAAAAAUUUCGAUCUGCAGCAAUAUUACAAUGUGGAACCGACAUGGUCUCCAUCAAAACACUUCGCAAACGUUUCAGAAGUACCUAUCCCUUUUUCUGAUAUAGUGCCAUGUCUGUGCAUCAGGGCAUGGCCGCCGCACAUCAUAGAUGCCAUAAGAGUAGAAAAAUGUCCCUUUAAGCAAGAACCUGGAUUUGUAGAAAACGUGAAAAAUCAAAGCCGAUUAGAAGUAAAAGUGGUCAACAAGAUUAUAGCCUGGAGAGUUUGGGCACCAUGUAAUAUUCCCGUUGAAGUUCAGCUACGCUGGUAUCCUACAAAUAAUGAGCGCACAUUACAAGGAGCUCCUAUUUUCUCACGGCAUGCAGAAGUUAAUAAACUAAAUGAAUUUUUGGGUGUAAGGAAUCACAAGUACCUGUGCAUUCAGGCAGUCAGUGAAGGAAAAAUUAUUGGGACUGAAUGCCCAUUUAGAGGAAACAAUUCAGACCUUCAGCCACACUGGAAGAACAUUGCAGUGGUUCGAACCAAUUCCAACUCUAGUUGUCUGGUCAGAGGAAACAACUGUACUCCUAUCACCAACAGUUCAAUGAACAGUUUUCUGGAAAAGCAAGUACUACACGAUUUCAGAUCAGGAAAGUGUUUGCAGGUUUUCAAAAAUGAUAUUUAUGAAUUUCAUGCUUGUUCAGCAGAGUACUCAAGACAUCACUUUCAUCUUCUUAUUAUUGUUUGCCUUCUGCUGCCUGUCUUGGGAAUUCUUGCAGCAGUCCUGAAUCGAAGGAGCUGUAAAGAUUGGCUGAAACGUUUGAGGGGCAACUGUACAGUAGAAGGUGUGUUCACUAAUAAGAAUAUCCUGAUUCUCUGCUCACCAGAAUGUAAUGUGAAUGACACUUUGGUCAACAAAUUUGCUUCCUGUCUUCUAGAGAUGAGAUUUUUUGUGGUGACUGAUAUUUGGAAGAAGAUCCAGUUGAGCAAUAUGGGCUCUCUGCAGUGGCUCCAUGCCCAGAAAAGAAAGAUCAUGGAACAUAAUGGCAAAAUUGUCAUCAUUCUCUCACAUGCAGCUGUAGCAAAAUACAAGGAGUGGUGUUGCCCCAAAGGGGGCAUCAGAGGCCAGGAGGACCCUGCAGAUUCCUUCAUGGCAUCUCUAAACUGCAUCAUGCCAGACAUCAUAGAGGGCAAGAUGCUGGAAAAUUAUGUGGCAGUGUACUUCGAAGAACUUCUGGACAAAAAAGACAUUCCACAAAUCUUCAGGCAGAUAUCCAUUUUCAACCUCCCAUCUCAGCUUAGUGGAUUUCUAGUAGAAAUUGCAAAGCCAUCCAGGGUGAAGACGUAUGGCAGAGUGUUCAAAAAGCAGUCAAGUAAGAUGAAGCAUGAGCUACAGCCACUUAUUAAAGCCUGCGGAGAUUUGCAGCGAUCCAGCUGGUACAAGGACUAUUGCAGACUAGAAGAGCAGCUGCAGCAACUGGCAUCUUCGGAUAUAGCUUGAUAUUUAUAAGCGAAUGUUAAAUAACCCUACAAUGUAUUGCAGGUCUCUUAAUGAGACUUCUGCCUGAAUUACAGAAAGAGCUGCAAAUAUCCAGAGAUGUGCUGCACAGACAAAUUGGGAUACAGCUGGUACCAUUGUACAAAUUAAUCUACUUUAAAAACAUUACAGAAUCUCUCCUUACCUAAAACCUGGCACUAUGAUGCAGCUUCCUUAACUUUUUACAAAAUACACUACAGAACUGAGAUAAGGAGCAUGCUGUUCUGAUUGCAUCUGUCAUCACAUUCUAUAAACAGCACAUGUUCUUAUGAGGAAGUGACUAGGUGUUCCUUAUGUGGUUGUUUUGUGUAAACACGUAGUUUAUUUAGUUGCCAAGAGACACUUUCAAUUUACAUGCGUUUAAAAGGAAUUUCACAGGUCCACUGUGGUGUGAAAUCUGAUAACUAGCCAGGUUGUGUAUUUGACAAAAAAAUAACCACCAAUGUUUUUGGUGGACACAAAAUUAGUGGUCUGAUUUUCAUGCCAUCGUUCGGACAGGUAUACUGCACACAUCUGAAGUCCUGCAUCAUUGCAUAUAUUUAUGGACACUGGGUAACUGAACAUUAAUUGUGUGUGGAUAGACGGCAUUUCUUUCAGGCUUCCACAUACAAUCCAUACAGCUGUUUUCUGAAACACCUAACUUAGUGAUGGUUGUGGUGUUAUCAAGCUGAGUAGGAUACCUUAGAGAGAGAAGGAGAGAAGUGUAAAAGCUCCACAAUUAUUUGUCUGUGCCACGGCAUGAAAAUAGUGUAAGAAAAAGCUGUAUUAAAAAAUGUGAAUAUUUAAGUUAUGAACUUUAUGAAGUUGAAAAAUAAAAAUGACUGAGGAAAUGG
Messenger RNA from Protopterus annectens (West African lungfish), 3576 nucleotides. It is a transcript of the gene IL17RC, whose product is annotated as interleukin 17 receptor C. The coding region runs from base 440 to 2707 and encodes 755 amino acids. NCBI's taxonomy places the organism in Eukaryota, Metazoa, Chordata, Ceratodontiformes, Protopteridae. The transcript is spliced from 19 exons. The record is from RefSeq and is a predicted model, not a curated record. Gene Ontology annotation, molecular function: interleukin-17 receptor activity.